Messenger RNA from Perca flavescens (yellow perch), 2666 nucleotides. RefSeq names its product ETAA1 activator of ATR kinase a (gene etaa1a). Gene Ontology annotation, biological process: regulation of DNA damage checkpoint; DNA damage response; positive regulation of protein serine/threonine kinase activity. NCBI's taxonomy places the organism in Eukaryota, Metazoa, Chordata, Actinopteri, Perciformes, Percidae. Gene Ontology annotation, cellular component: nuclear replication fork. The transcript has 7 exons. The coding region runs from base 9 to 2417 and encodes 802 amino acids. The record is from RefSeq and is a predicted model, not a curated record. Gene Ontology annotation, molecular function: protein serine/threonine kinase activator activity.
GGGUGACCAUGAACCGGGGCUGCGGGGAUAUUAAUCCUCCGUCCGGUCUGGUUGUGACGUGUUCUCCGCAGCAGCAACAGGCGGCGGCCCCGUCAAAGCCUAACCGACUGAGGAGAAGUUUCAAGCGGACUCAGCAGACGCAAAUAGCGGCGGAGCUCGGCUCUCCGAAGAGCCAAGAGCCCGAGUUUAAGACCCCGACGAGGAUCCAGAGACCCCGAGCCGUCGGGGGGUUCAGUGCCGAAUCUCCGCAGAACGACUCUGACUUUCAGCAGGACAUCAUCUGGGACGCCACCUCUCCGUCACCCAACAGACUCGGUAAAAGAGGCAAGAAGCCGCCGGUCGGAGUCGCGAACAUCUCCGAGAUCGUUAACAGGAUCGCUCCAAAGCACGGCAGGCCCACGGUUGCCGAGCCGACGCUGCAGCGGUGGAUCGGAGACAGCGCCGCCAUUCCCUGCACGCCAGACGUUCAGGUCCCCAAACCCAAGAAGAAGUCCCCCAGGCCGAGCGGCGUGGGCGACCUGCUGAAGCUCGCCAGACAGUUUGACCUCAACAUGUUCCACCGGGACGAGGAAGCGGCGGAGCAGCAGCACCAGCGGAGCCUGGAGCUCCUCUCGGAGGACAUCUUGGACUUCGAGAACGACUUCUCUUCGCCCUCGCCUCCCGGUAACCGCCCGCCACCGGACGAUCACCACAUGGAGGACGACUUGGACUUCCUGUUCGACGGGCCGACCCAACUCGUGAGCGGCAAUCUGAGUCAGGAAGCUGCGUUUCCCCAAGAGGCUUCUGGGAAAGCUGCGUCUGUUUCCUCGCCGCCUCCUGGCGUUCCCGCGGCGCGCCAAGGCGCUCCGCCGCCCGACGAGUUCGAGGACGACUGGGCGGACGACGACUUCCUGGACGACUCUCUGGCGUUGGAGAUGACCCAGAACCCGCAGAACCUCGUCGCCCCCGAGCGCUGUUCGACCCAGAAGACGCCAAGUCCAGCGGCUGAAGUCGUCCAAUCAGCUGUUCCCAAAGUCGUCCAAUCAGGAGUGACUAAUAAUAUGUAUCAAAGGGAAAGUCACGUUUCUAAAUCGGUCCAAUCGGCUGUUCCUAAAUCGGUCCAAUCAGCUAUUCCUAAUUUUGUCCAAUCAGCUGUUCCUAAAUUCGUCCAAUCAGCUGUUUCUAAAGCCGCCCAAUCGGCUGUCUAUCAAGUCGCCCAAUCAGGAGUGACUAAUGAUAGGUAUCAAAGGGAAAGUCCCGUUCCUAAAGCCGCCCAAUCAGCUGUUCCUCAAGUCGUCCAAUCAGCUGUUCCUAAAGCCGCCCAAUCAGCUGUUCCUAAAUUCGGCCAAUCAGCUGUUCCCAAAGUCGUCCAAUCAGCUGUCUAUCAAGUCGCCCAAUCAGGAGUGAUGAAUAAUACGUAUCAAAGGGAAAGUACCGUUUCUAAAUUCGGCCAAUCAGCUGUUCCCAAAGUUGUCCAAUCAGGAGUGACUAAUGAUAGGUAUCAAAGGGAAAGUCCCGUUCCUAAAGCCGCCCAAUCAGCUGUUCCUCAAGUCGUCCAAUCAGCUGUUCCUCAAGUCGUCCAAUCAGCUGUCUAUCAAGUCGUCCAAUCAGGAGUGACUAAUAGUACGUAUCAAAGGGAAAGUCACGUUUCUAAAUUCAUCCAAUCACAUUCAGCUGUUCCUACAGCCGUCCAAUCAGCUGCUCCUAACGUGGAAAAGGACAACGUGCGGCAGAGAACGACUUUCCGACUGGAGUCCAACCCGAGUUUCUCCGUCGGGAGAACCCAGGCGGCCACGUGGGCGAACUCGAAGGUGGAUUACGGUUUGAAAAAAUCUGAAAAUGGCGCUCGGCUCUCGUCGGAGCAGAAAACGCCUUUUCCCCGAAGGACUUCUGUUACCAGAAACGACUCGGCCGACCUCCGUGACGAGGACCUGUCGGCGUUCUCCGCGGCCGACCCGGCGUGGGGCGACCCGGCCGACGACCACCUGCUGUGCGAGAUGUGCGAUGACCUCGAGAACCGUAACCGGAGCGCCGAGAGCGUUCCCGCCGCACGGGCUCCCCAGAGAGCCGCGCUGCAGCCGUCCAACGGGCAGCUACCACCAGCCAAUCGGCAAGCUCCCCCGCCACAAAAACAGACCCUUACCCCGACAGCGCGUCUCCACGGUGACUCGGGGACAGCCGCCGGCUCCUCAUUGGCUGCCGACGUCUCAGCGACGGAUUCUUUCAGACGCACACAAGCGAGAAACGCCACGAGCUCCACGAACUACGACCGCAAAGACCAGUUCACCUUCAAGAAGCUGAGCAACGCGGUAUCCACGGCAACCGGCAAAGUGGCGGGGAAGUGUUCGGCGGCAGAGAUCGAGCUGAAGAAGCAGCAGGCGAUGGAGAGAAGACGCCAGCGUCUGCUGGCCGCCGGGAACCUCCAGGCGCCAACGUGACGGGGAAACACCUGCUGGCGACUUCCUCCAGAUGUUUUCAACGAGUCUCGUACUCAUGUAUGUUCUUGUCCAAUUAAACUGUAAUAAUAUUAUUUUAUUAUUUUGUGUUUCUAAUCUAUCAGAUGUCUUUUGAAAAGUGCCCAUAUUAUGCUCGUUUUCAGGUUCAUAAUCAAUUGUAUUUUAGAGGUUGUAUCGGAAUAGUUGACGUGGUUUAAUUUUCAAAAUAAAACAUGUUUUUGUUGUACUGCA